Molecule: messenger RNA, 2740 nt
Organism: Paramecium primaurelia
Lineage: Eukaryota; Ciliophora; Oligohymenophorea; Peniculida; Parameciidae
Source: the annotation of a GenBank genome assembly
AUGCUAUAAAUUAAUGUUGAGGUGCAAACUGUUUAUUUUUAUAUAGAUUCACCUAUUAUGUAUUGCCAUAUGCAACUAAAUGAUUGUAAUAUGUUUGAUUGAAUGUAGCUGUUACUGCAGUCAUGUUAAAUAGUUAACUUAAAUGUAAAUGCUAUGAACAAUAAGACAUAUAUGAAAAGGCUGAAAUUAGAACGGCUUAUGAUCCAAAGAACAAAAAAAAAGUAUUUCUCAACUUAUUAUGUAAGCUUAAAUUGAUUUUCUUUGAAAAUUAAAGUAAAUUUGGAGAGGCUGUCUUUGAUCUGGACUUUUAUAUUGAGAACAAAUUUUAAUAAUUAUCAGAUAAAUUAUCCAUUCAAAGUGAACAAAAUGAAGAAGCUUAAUUAACAUUUAUGUUUGAAUGGUAAUUUAUAGAAAAGCCUACAGAAAUCAAUCCUAAAAUCAUUAAUCCUUAUCUUUCAGGCAAUAGUCCUUAAAAUACAUAAAGAAAUGUUGGAUAAAGUCCAAAAAGAUUAGUUUAAUAAAAAAAAAUUGGAGAAGAAAAUGAAAAGAGAACUACUCAUGUAACGUAUUCUUAGUGGAAAGAUCAUAAAGAAUAUUUAAAAAAUUAAUUGGAACGAAAACUAAAAGAACCUAAGCAUCCUUAAAAAGUAGUAAUUGUUGAUGAUUAAAAUUAUAAUUGGUCAGAUACAUUAAGAAAACCAGAUGCUUAAGUGAGAGUUGUUUCUCCUCCAAAACGAUUUGGUACACCUACUAAAGCAAAUAAAAAAUUUCAAAGUCCUACAAAUACUUUUAAUUCUUAAAGAUAAUAAGAUUAUGAAUUAAGAAUGAUAAAUGAAAAAUUAAGUAAAGUAGACAAAUAAUUAUAAUAAAUGAAUAAUGAAAAUAAAGAAGAAGAAAAAAAAAAAUAUUCAUCAAAAUUAAAUUAAAAAUUAAAAUAACGUUAAUUUGAUGAUUAUAGAAAUGGUUCAAAUGAAGAAUAAACUAAUAGUCAAUCUGAAAAAGGAAUUAAAUAAAAAUCACUUCAUUAUUAAUCAUUUGUAGAAUAAAAAGAUUCUAAAGAUUAUUAAUUUAUGUACAAUAGUCAAAUUUAGCCUCCAACUCAAUAAUAUUAAACUUCUGAUUAAUUGACAAAAUCUCUACAUGAUCCUUAAAUUUCCAAACAAGUUAAUACUAUCAAUUCGGAUAUUCCAAAGAGUCCACCAAAAUCUAAAGAACUACAAUAAUAAUUAUCUUAAAGAAGUAAAACAUAACAAUAAGAAGACUUUUAAAAUAGUAAUUAAUUUAAUAAUUAUGAUAAAUAUGAUGAAUUAAUGAGAAAAUAUUUAGAUUUAAAAGAUAAAUAUUAAAAUUCAUGUCUUGAAUUUUCACUAUUAUCAUAAACUUAUUCUUAAUUAAAAGAUGAGUAUUCAUAAGUAGUUUAAUAAAAUUAGUAAUAUUAAUAAUAAAUAUCCUUUUUGUAAUAAUAAUAAUUAAUUAAUGGAAAUAAUGAAUAGAUUAAUUAAUCUGCAUAUAAUAUGGAAAUAAUUAAAAAAGAACUUGAGUUUCUGUAGAGAGAUAAUAAUAUGCUUAAAUCUCAUUUAGAAUAAAGUCAAUAUAAUGUAAAUUAAUUGCAAAAGGAGAAAGAAAAGAAUUAUAUAGAAAUAAAUAAUCUAAAAAAUAAUUUACUUUUGAUUAAUUAAGAAAUAGAUAAAUUAUAGAAUGAUGCAUUAUAAAUGAAAACAGAAUUUAAACAAAAUAAUAAUAAUUAAUAGGUAUCUGAAAGUUAUGCUUAAUUAAAUAUUAAAUCAGAUGCUCAACCAAUAAAUUAAUAGAAAACAUUAUAAGAAAAUCCCUAAUUUGAUGCUAUUCAUUAAAAAGAAGAAUUAGAAUUAUUAAAAAUCUAAUAUUAAUAAAUAGAAAAAGAAAAUUUAAAUUAAAAAAAAUAAAUAGGCAAUUUUAAUUAAAUUAUAUAAUCUUUAGAAGAUGAAAUUACAAAAUUGAAAGAUUAACUUGAAGAAAAGAAAUAAGAUAUUAUUAGAACUUAAGCUUUGAAUAAUAAAGAUAAUAUUGGAGAUAUAAUUGAUGGUUAUAAAUAAGUAAUUAAAAAAAAAGAAUAAGAAAUCUUGGAUUAAGAAGAAAGUAUAAAAGAUAUGAAGAAAUAAAUAUAAAUUUAAGAAAAAGAAUUAUAAUAAAUAUCUGAAUUAAAACAAGAUUUAGAACAAAAAUUAAAUAAAAAAGUGAAUGAACUUUAAGAGGAAAUUGAGAAACUAUAAAAUGAUAAUUAAUAUUUAAAACAAAUUUUAUCUCAAACACAAAAUGAAUAACAAUCAUCAUUUUAGUAAGUUUUAUAUUUAGUAUAUUAGAUAAUCUAAUAAAAAUUCUAUGUAUUAGUAAGAAACUAAUUUCAAAGGGUUUAGUUUUAGAGGAGAUGAUGUGGAUAACCAAACUGAAAAUUUGAAAUAAGAAAAUGCUUCAUUAAGUAUUGUUUUUAAUGAUUCACUUAGAAUUUGAGUAGAAUAAGGAUAAAGUAAGAAUCGAUAGUUUAACAAAGGAAUUAGAAAUUUAAAAAGUAAUAUAAAUUUAUUAUAUUAAGAACAUAGCAGAAUUAAGUGAAUAAUAAUUGAUGGAAGCUUAAGAACAAAUCAUGUCUUAAAAAUAAAGAAUAGCUGAUAUUUUAAAUUUAAUAAUGAUUAGAGGUGAUGCUAAACAAAUGGAUGAUGUAGAGAAAUUACUUUAAAAUAAAGAAUUUUUAUCUCUUUGA